CAAUCAGACACCGGAUGUGGCGGGGAGGGCGGGGCAGAGACGCACGCUUUCCCUGCAUAAAUUAACGAAAACCUGUACAGCCGCCCGUAACGCACACGUCUGGACGUUGUAACUUCACAGGGGGAGACGUUAAAAUAGCCAACAUGUCUGACAAGAAGGCGGUGAUAAAGAAUGCAGAUAUGUCUGAUGAGAUGCAGCAGGAUGCAGUGGACUGUGCCAUGCAGGCUAUGGAAAAGUACAACAUUGAGAAGGAUAUCGCUGCCUAUGUCAAAAAGGAGUUUGACAAGAAGUAUAAUCCCACAUGGCAUUGCAUUGUUGGGAGGAACUUUGGCAGCUAUGUGACGCACGAGACGAAGCAUUUCAUCUACUUCUACCUGGGCCAAGUGGCCAUUCUACUGUUCAAGUCAGGCUGAAAUCCAAACAUGCCCUCCUAAAACUACUUUUAAUUCAGCCGUUAAUACUUCUGUGCCAUGCCAUACAUUUGCUACUACCUUUCUGCAGGUAUGCCUACCUCCAGGUCUCCUGCUUGCUUCAGUCUGUUAUUGUUUGCCACCUACAACACUACCACCAUCGGCGGAUGGCGCUUUAAUCAUGCCCGGACUGGUGGUGUGCCAUUCAUAGAAAUUGCAGAUGUAAAACUUAUCAUGCCAGCACUCAGUCAGCAUUUGUGCAUCUGACAGACUCACCAUGAAUCAUAAUUUCCAGAUAUUAUUUCUGCUGUGUAUCGAUGCACGGCCCCUGUACAUUAUUUCAUAUUAAUAUGUUGUAUAAUAACUUAUUUUUCAAGAAAUUAAAAUGAGCAACAGAAAGUUUUUGUUGAAAUGCCUUUGAUUUUUCUGUGUCAACUGAGACUGAAUAAAAAUGCCAAGACUGUUGCUCAGACUUAAUAAAGAAUAUUACAUGCUAAGUGAUUUAAGGUUUUGUACAUGCUUUAACAUUCCUGUUCCCACUUCUGCUGUGAAUAUUUGUCACUGCUGUAUAUCUCUGGAAUGUAAUUUAGUGUGCACUUUGGUAUUGUGAUAUCUUCAACAUGUUGCGCGCAAAACAACUUUGAGACAGUAAAUUGCUUCAAAACGUG
This is a messenger RNA of Xiphias gladius (swordfish), 1078 nucleotides long. It is a transcript of the gene dynll2b, whose product is annotated as dynein, light chain, LC8-type 2b. NCBI's taxonomy places the organism in Eukaryota, Metazoa, Chordata, Actinopteri, Istiophoriformes, Xiphiidae. Gene Ontology annotation, molecular function: dynein light intermediate chain binding; dynein intermediate chain binding. Gene Ontology annotation, biological process: cilium assembly; microtubule-based process. Gene Ontology annotation, cellular component: cytoplasmic dynein complex. Bases 144 to 413 code for a protein of 89 amino acids. The record is from RefSeq and is a predicted model, not a curated record. The transcript has 3 exons.